AAAUAAGAACAUACUUAUAAAUCAGUAGAUGACAUAUUCAUGAUUGUGGAAAUUAUAUGUAUUAAUUUGAUAGGCGUAAUUUCAAUAUAAGAUGCUCUUGCUCUUAUUCUUACUAGUCAAAGAUAAUAGGUGGUACAGUACUUUGUACUACAUAUAAGUGGAAGUUGCUUGGUGAAAAAAAAAAAGGAAAAAAAAGCACAUUACUCAUAAAAAUAAUGUAAGAUGUAAUAAUGAAGUACACAAUGUGAUUAAAAUUUAUGUGAAUGGAAUGCAUUACUGUUAUGUAGUACAUACAAUGACGUAUAGACGUCAAAAGAAUAUAAAGUACUUAUUUUUUUUUCAUUGUUAUCAUGGGUUCCAGAUUGAGGGACAAUGUACAACAUCUUUUUGAAUGUUUCUGUGAGAUAGCCGCACCAUUAGGAGAAAAACCACCUUGGAUAUUACAAAAAUAUCCAACUUCUUUUUUAGAUGAAGAAAUACUUAAAUCUGUCCCUAAAUUUGCAUAUCCAUGUGAAAUUGAAAAUGUAAUGGUGCAGCAUUUUUCAUUUGUGCUCACCAGUAUAGAUUCUAAAUGGACCUUUGGAUUUUGUAGACAUGAUCCUAAGACAGAUACAGCUUUAGUAAUUUUAAGUGCACUUCCAUGGCAUGAAAUAUUUUACAAAUUUUUAAAUAAUAUUGCAACUUUAAUGAGUAAUGGUACUGGAGAAGAACUAUGGAAAUUUCUUGAAACUGUAUAUAAAAGUCCAGUUCCCAUUCCUGGUAGUUCUAUCUCUAUUCCUGUACCAAAUUCUAAAGUGAAUUUUGUUUGCCAAAGUCCAAAACAAUUUCAAUUACCAAGUAUACCUGAAAAUAGAAAUUUGACCGAAUAUUAUAGUGCAGUUGAUGCUCACAAUAUGAUGAUUAUAUUUGCUUCUAUGUUGUACGAACGUCGAAUUAUUUUCACUUCAAAACGCCUUUCAAGAUUGAGUGCUUGUGUUCAAGCAUGCAAUGCUUUAAUUUAUCCUAUGAUUUGGCAACAUAUAUAUAUCCCAGUUUUACCAUUAUCGCUAAUUGAUUAUUUAUUGGCACCGAUGCCGUUUUUAAUUGGAGUACCUACUCCAACACUUCAGAGAGUACAUAAAAGUGACUUAGGAGAAGUAGUUAUAUUAGAUGCGGAUGUUAAUAUUAUAGACUCUCCAUUUCAAGAUUUGGAAUCUUUACCUCAGGAUGUAGUGACAAACUUGAAAAAGGCAUUACGUAAUAGAUCCGCCUUACUCGGAGACGGUGUAUCAAGGGCAUUUUUACGAGCGUUAGUGCAAUUAACAGCUGGUUAUAGAGAUGCAUUAACAUUAGAACAAGGACAAAGCAUUACUUUUAAUCAGAAUGCAUUUGUAGAAAGUAGACCAUCGUCGAUGCAACCUUUUUUGCGAAAAAUGUUGGAAUUACAAAUAUUUCAACAAUUUAUAGAAGAAAGACUGAAUAUGCUUAAUUCAGGACUUGGUUUUUCUGAUGAAUUUGAAAUGGAGGCUUGCAGUUAUUCUGCUAAAUCUGGUAGCAAAUUUAUGCAGCAAUAUCGAGAAUGGACUUAUAAUAUGCGAAAAGAAAGCUCUGCAUUUUUCCGCAGUGUAAAAGACAAGGUAAAAGAUAAAGGGAAAGAUAUGAAAACGGUAUAUAAAGGAUUAAAAUGGAAAGGACGAUCAAACAGAAGUGAAACAAGUCUGAGAUUCCAUCAACCAAGAUCAGCGCCUAGUUCACCUACAUCGGAUCGAAGACCUAUUGAUUUUUCAUCACCGCCAAAAUCUCCAAAUGGUUUUACUGCUACUUCUAGUUAUAGAAAAGAUCUUCGAAUACGUAAUAGUAAUUUCACCGAUUCAAGUAGAAAACAAUAUUCACCAUUAAGUCCUAGUUCACCAGAAGAAUCUGAUUUUCCGCCAGAAAGAGUAAAUAUUGAUUUGAUGCAAGAACUCCGUCAUGUAAUAUUUCCGAACACACCUCCCGUUGAUAGAACAUUGAAACCAGUACGCAGUUUAGACAGCUUGAGACCUGCAUGGAGUGGGCAUAUACGGCACGGCCCUCCACCUAGUACAAUUAUUACAAAUCCAACUGUUACUUCUUCUAUAAAAACUACAUCCUGUAGUUCAUAUUCCACUGUUGUCAUUACUUCAGUUGAUCAAUCAAAUUCUUUGCUAAAUAUCAAUGAUAUAUCAAACUCUCAAAUUAAUGAAAAUAAUAAAAUGUUUUCAUUCAAUACUUUGGUCUCGAAACCAAAUAAAUCAAAAGAAGAAAGCGAAGAAUCAUCGCUUUUAUCUGUUUCACAAAAAUGUAUUGAUAACAUUCAAUCAAAUAACUUUUCAUCUGAAAUUCUUAAAAAUGAAUUUACAAAAUAUGAUGCUUCAUUAUAUUCCCGAAAAAUAAAUAUGAAUCAAUGUAAAAAUAAUUUUGAAAGAUCAACUAAAAACUCUACAUUUUAUACUGAUAAUAUUUUUCCAAAUUAUAAUUCUGACUUCUAUUUAAAAGAAAAUGAUCCUUUUGAUACCAGUAAAGUGUUUAUGCCUUCCUAUUUGCAACCGGUCUUUCAAACUACAAAUGCAUCGUUAUCUGUUAAUUGUCACGUUCCAUCCCAUGCAUACAAUAAUACAUCUUGUUCUACAUAUUCAAAGGUUUCUCCUGAAGUGCCAGAUUUAAUUAGAUUAGAUUCGACAACAAGUACUGAAGAUUUUGAUCCACUACUUUCUAAAUCAUCUGAAUUUACGAAUACCAAACAAAUGACUCAAUCAUUGCAUAUACCUGAGAUGGGAGAAGGACUUAGUAAUCCAUUAUAUCCUUAUUUUCAACCAUUGCACAAAAAUAAUGAUGAACAACAAAAAUCUUCCGAUAAUGCCGGCGAUAUGGAUUUAUUGCAAGCGUAUGGUUUGGAUUUUAAUAAAUUUAGUAUAAGUAACGGUGAUUCACCGUCAAAAAAUUCUACAGUAUGCAACACAUCCGAAAGCAGUAUUAAUAUCGAUAGUACAUUCAGUUUAACACUGAAUACACCUGCCAUUAAAUCACAAAAUAAUUGGACAAAAUUUGAAUAGGUAAUAAAUUUAAUUAUUAUUCACAUAUCAUAAUUAUAUAUGUAUAUAAUGUUAAUAUUGUUUUUUUUGUUAUUCAUACAUAAAUGUAUUAUCGAAUGCCUACAGGAACAUAGUUAUGAAUAGAAGUUUACAGUAAAAUGGUAAAUGAAUUGUAAUAUCGUAGCCAUUAAUAAAAUGAAAUAGAAUGACUUGGCUUUGUAGCACAAAUAUAGUAUCUUAUACAUUUGUAUCGAGAAAUGACAGAAUAAGAUUUGUAAUAUUUUCCAACUUGAUUUUGUGUAAUUUCUAAAUUAUUAUUUCUUUAAUUAUAAUUGUAAAUUUAAUAAUAAAUGAAAUGAAGUUU
Messenger RNA from Apis cerana (Asiatic honeybee), 3396 nucleotides. Its product is annotated as DENN domain-containing protein 1B. Gene Ontology annotation, biological process: endocytic recycling; endocytosis. The record is from RefSeq and is a predicted model, not a curated record. Lineage: Eukaryota; Metazoa; Arthropoda; Insecta; Hymenoptera; Apidae. Gene Ontology annotation, molecular function: phosphatidylinositol phosphate binding; guanyl-nucleotide exchange factor activity. Gene Ontology annotation, cellular component: intracellular membrane-bounded organelle; cytosol.